Molecule: messenger RNA, 679 nt
Organism: Parus major (Great Tit)
Lineage: Eukaryota; Metazoa; Chordata; Aves; Passeriformes; Paridae
Product: homeobox protein DLX-5-like
Exons: 1
Coding region: 156-641 (161 amino acids)
Source: RefSeq, a predicted model, not a curated record
UAAGAGCGCAAUUAAGGAUUUAACCAAGCCUAUGCUGCGCCCCAGCCAGCAGUCUGCCGGAGACAGACACCGCGCCGCAGCCUCCUCCCCCAGACAUGUCUGCUUAGACCCGAGCAGCCCCGCCGCCAGCCCCAGCCCGCCGCCGGCUCCGAGCUAUGACAGGAGUAUUUGACAGAAGGGUCCCCAACAUCAGAUCCGGCGACUUCCAAGCUCCUUUCCAGACGGCUGCAGCCAUGCACCACCCGUCCCAGGAAUCUCCCACUUUACCCGAGUCCUCCGCUACGGAUUCCGACUACUACAGCCCGGCGGGGGGAGCCCCGCACGGCUACUGCUCGCCUACCUCGGCUUCCUACGGCAAAGCGCUCAAUCCCUACCAGUAUCAGUACCACGGCAUGAACGGAUCUGCCGGGAACUAUCCUGCCAAAGCCUAUGCAGACUACAGCUACGCCAGCCCCUACCACCAGUACAGCGGGGCUUACAACCGCGUCCAGAGCUCCGCCAGCCAGCCAGGUGAGGGCCAGGGGCCGGGGGUGUGCGGGAAGCUCCCGCGGCUUUGGGGAGGCUGGGGGAUCGCGCCCCGGCAGAUCCCUGACCCACGGACCACGGGGAUGCGGCUUUGCCUGAAUCAGAAGGGAAACUAAAAAUAAAGAAAUAAAUAGGAAAAAAAAAAAAAAAAAAA